This is a messenger RNA of Pseudo-nitzschia multistriata, 2680 nucleotides long. The record is from the annotation of a GenBank genome assembly. Lineage: Eukaryota; Bacillariophyta; Bacillariophyceae; Bacillariales; Bacillariaceae.
CACGAAUAGCUAGUGAGAUCUAAUGUGCUGGGGAAACAAAAAUACUUCUAUACCUCUACUAUUAUUGGCAUAACUUGGCAAUGCUUCUGCUUCUAGUUUUGACAGAGUAGGUUCAGUUAUUGCUGUUUUCGCUCCAAAAAUACAUCUCAUGAAUACAACUUCGUAUCACUUUAGUACACUCAAUGCAGGCUUCGUAGCAUCAGACAGAAUUUAUCAAUGCGAGCCACUUCACGUGACACGAAAGCCGUAUUUAGCCCCCAAUUCAUGACAACGCGACUGCGUCGGCCGUUCAUUUUACGACGGAAACUGUGUUGGAGAGAAAAUUAUGAAAGGAUACUACCGGCCUUCAAAAUUUUGAAAAACUCUUUUCAAAUGAAACAAAAACAUCCUCAUUUUCUUUCUUCAACUUUUCCCAUUCUUCCUUGAGAAGUUUUGUUUCGUUCUUGAUACUUGUUCUAGAUUUGUAGGUUUUCCAUUCAGGCAUCUUCAAGGUUGUUUUUGGAACGGUAGCACUACUCCUGGAUCGAAUUGGCACACUUCGUGACUUCAUCGAGACACCUCUCAUCUUUGACGACGAACUCUGCAUUCCAAUUGCAUCACUGCUCCUCGUUCUUCGGGGAGCUACGCGCAUGAGCGUAUCACUGCUUCUUGAUCUUCGAGGAGCUGCCCGCACGAAAGAGCCUGAAUUAUCGCUAUUCGACGAUCGUUGAAGAGUUUCCCACUCAAAAGAGUCUGAAUUGUGGUCGUUCAAGGCCUCAAAAUGCUCACAGCUGCUCUCUCGCUCCAAACUUGCAAAGAUUGCACUUUUCCUUUCUCGUCGAUUAUGCCUUAUAGUCGUCGAACCUUCGAAUUCGACUGAUUGCCCCUGCCGGUUGUGAAACAAGCCAACCCCCUUUUUCUUGUACGGUUUUGUGAAUGAUGAUCCACUGCUAUUCCAAGAAUUCCCGAAACUACUUCUUUUGGUGCAAAACGUUGAAGAAUCGAUCAGCUUGAAACCAUUGUCGUCGAUACUCUCUUCAGAAUUCUGUUCGAGAUUGGCAUUAUCUCUAGUGGUUUUGGCGUCUUCUGAGGUGUUCCGCUGCCUGAUUUUCGCCUUUUUGUUCUCAUCUCGUGCUGGGGUCUCCAAGUAAUCCAUACUGCUACUGAGACCUUCAGAAGUCCUCCGUCCUUUACUUCUGGCCUUUUUCUUUGUAUCCCGUGUUGGAGAUCCAAGGUUGUCCAGUACCAAAUCAGUGAUUGAUAGUGAUGCCAGUAGCUCAUCAGCGGACUGGCUGUGAAGCCAUUCAGAAACAUCUUCAGUUUUGCUCGAAUCACUUUUCCUCCGAGUUCGCGAUUGCGACCUCGAUCUCGAACGCUCACGGCGAAGGACUGAACUCCUGUGACCCUUUUCCCGAAUUUCUGAAGUUGAACCCUGAGAAAGCGAUCGCCUCCUUGUCUUACUCCUGACUUCUGAAGUGGAACCCUGCGAAAGUGACCGUCUCCUUGACUUGCCCUGGCUCUCUCCAGAUGCACCCUCAGAAAGCGAUCGUCUCCUUGACUUGCUCCGUUCCCGAUUUCGGUUGUCGUCUUUGAAAGUCGUAUUCUUUUCAUUGUUUUUUGAUGAACGACUCCUGCUCCCGCUCCUUCCCCGUCUUCCACGCGAUCUGUCUCUUUGGGUCCUCCCCGGACUUCGACUCUUUCUAUUUGGCGUUUGCCGGAUGUCUAGUUCACUAAUUGAUUUUUUGCCCAGUUUCCUUCUGCUUCUCCCCCGCUUUAUCGUCCUUGCAUCCUGCGGUUCCCCCAUGCUACUGCCUUGGUCUGUUACAAGUGUUAGCUCAUCUUCCGAGUUUUCUACAUUGAUUGAACCAGAAAAGUGAUUGCCGUCAUCGUUUGAAAUCGGCGUGCUUACUGUGUUACCCACCGUAAGCGAGCAGCGUGACUCUUUUGAGUCGUUCAUUUUCUCGCCAAGAAAUGCGCCCAGCUCCUUGCUCUUGCGCCGUUUUUUACCCGCUGGUUUUGACGAUUUUUUUUCUUUUUUCUUUGUUUUUGUUUUGCGACUUUCCGCAAGAACUUCGUUCAUGUCCGCUAUUUGUUUGUAGUGAGCACUUUUCCGAUAGAAGUACAAAUCAACAUACUUUGACCGUAUAUAUCGUUCUUUCUUCGAUACAUCAGCGUCCAUCAGCGGUUUGAUACCGAUUUCGUCAGUUGUAGACUUUCGAAGGUGGCCCUCAAAAAUCUCGUUGAUUAUUCCGUUGCCAGAAUGCUGCGCAUGUUCUAUCUCGUCUUUCUUGAACUCGUCUUCCUUAAUACUUCGAACGUAACAAAUGUCCGUUCCCAACUUUUUGUGGCAUUCUGCACACUCCAAACAAACAAAGGAUGCCAAUACCUUGCUACCAAGCGCAAAGGACUGCUGUGGUUGAAUGAAAGAGAUCCAUCCCGGCCGCUUCUCGGGACAAUCCGCGCAAAUCUUGUUGUCGGAAUUGCGCAACAGACGUGCGAGUCGUUUUUUCAGCUCCACUUUCUUCUUCUCUGCUUUCUCUGCUUUUGCGGCCAUCGUAUCGUAUGCAACUUCAGAUUUCUACAGCUGCCACCGCCCCUUUCGUGCGGUCUUUCUAAAAUGUUAUCGCGUUGUCACAGGGAUAUUGAUGUAAAGCUAUAGUUGGACUGAACUUCUGCAACAUAAUAAACUAUAGCCUAUCAU